Messenger RNA from Prunus mume (Japanese apricot), 1317 nucleotides. The record is from RefSeq and is a predicted model, not a curated record. NCBI's taxonomy places the organism in Eukaryota, Viridiplantae, Streptophyta, Magnoliopsida, Rosales, Rosaceae.
AUGGGUUUAGGGAUCAAGGUUGAAGUCAUUCACAAGGAAACAAUUCAACCAUCAUCUCCAACUCCUCACCACCUUAAAAAUUCCAACCUCUCUGUUUUUGAUCAGUUUCUUCCAGAUAUUUAUGUCCCAAUCCUUCUCUUCUAUCCCAACAAUAAUUGUGAAGAGGUCAAUAAUUUGGUAGCUGAGAGAUCCAAGCUUCUAAAAACAUCAUUAUCUGAGACCCUCACUCACUUCUAUCCCUUUGCAGGAAAGUUUCAAUAUAAUGAUUCAAUAUGUUGCAAUGACCAUGGGGCUGCAUUUCUUGAAACCCAAGUCAACUGUCCCAUAUCGAAGAUUUUGGGAAAACCCGAUUUCGUGAUGCUAAAACAGUUGCUUCCAGCUGACACGGAAUCCAGACAAGAAGGCGCAAGCUAUCUGGUACAAGUCCAGGCCAACUUCUUUGGCUGUGGUGGAAUGGCAAUUGGAGUAUGCAUUUCGCAUAAGGUAUCUGAUGCAUCUACAAUCAGCAAAUUCAUUAGUAGCUGGGCUGCAAUUUCCUUUGGCUCCAAUAGCACUACUCCUUUGGUGCUUCCUGCAGAAUUUGGUGUUGCAUCUUCUCUCUUCCCACCACUAGAUAUCCUAAACACACCCCAACCCCCCAUGGAGUAUGAUAAAGAAAACUUGAUCACAAGGAGAUUUGUGUUUGAUGCCUCAAAGAUCGCUGCUCUCAAGUCCAAAGUUGCCACUGCCACUGUGCCAAACCCAACUCGUGUUGAAGUUGUGUCAGCGCUCAUUUGGAAGUGUGCCUUUGAAGCAUCAAGAUCAAACCUGGGUUCUGUAAGGCCAUCAGAGUGGUUUCAAUUUGUGAACAUGCGAAAAAUAUUGGUGCAGCCAUCGGCAGAAAACGUAGCGGGGAAUGCAUUGGCGCUGGUUUCAGCAAAGACUCAUGGAAGUAAAGUAGAUGGUGAUGUUCAAAGCUUGGUUGCUAAACUCAGGAAAUGCUUUAAGGAGUUUAAAGUAAAAUAUGCUAAUGAUGUCAGUGGGGAAGAUGUAUGUGAAUUCUUCAAAGAUUAUUGGAAACUCACCGAUCAGGAUGAUGUAGACACCUAUACUUGCAGCAGUUGGUGCAGAUUUCCUUUCUAUGCCGUCAAUUUCGGAUGGGGAAGGCCAUCAUGGGUGAGCCAGAGAAUGGAAUACAGGAAUCUGAUUGUGUUGAUGGAUACAAGAGAUGGGGAUGGCAUAGAGGCAUGCUUGACUCUCGAUGAAGAAGAAAUGGCCAUAUUUGAAGUAGACAAGGAGUUGCUUGAAUAUGCAGCUUUAAAUCCAACUUUAGUUUAG